Molecule: messenger RNA, 2569 nt
Organism: Dermochelys coriacea (leatherback sea turtle)
Lineage: Eukaryota; Metazoa; Chordata; Testudines; Dermochelyidae
Gene: WNT3
Product: Wnt family member 3
Exons: 4
Coding region: 238-1305 (355 amino acids)
Biological process (GO): canonical Wnt signaling pathway; neuron differentiation; cell fate commitment
Cellular component (GO): extracellular region
Molecular function (GO): frizzled binding; cytokine activity
Source: RefSeq, a predicted model, not a curated record
CCAUGCAGUCUGAUUGGCUGCCUGCUGACAUCCCCAAGCCCUGCACUUUUUAAUAGAAGCUUUUGGAUGAUCUACAGGGGGAAAGGCUUGGAGAGGUGCGUUUCUGACAAGAGAGAAAGUCAUUCUGCACUUCAAGGGACUUUGUUUGCCUGUUUGGGGUGGGGGGAUACUUCAUUUUUGCCCUUAAUGUUUUUCUGAAAACUUCACUGAGGUUUUCCUUUGCACCAGUCUGGACUAAUGGAUUACCACCUGCUUGGAUUAAUUUUAUCUUUUCUCUUCAGUGGCACAAAGGUCUUAGCCGGGUACCCAAUUUGGUGGUCCCUCGCGUUAGGCCAGCAAUACUCCUCGCUGGGGUCCCAGCCCAUCCUGUGUGGCUCCAUCCCCGGGCUGGUCCCCAAGCAGCUCCGCUUCUGCCGGAACUAUAUUGAAAUCAUGCCCAGCGUGGCCGAGGGGGUGAAGCUGGGGAUCCAGGAAUGUCAGCACCAGUUCCGAGGCCGGCGCUGGAACUGCACCACCAUUGACGACAGCCUGGCCAUCUUCGGGCCAGUCCUGGACAAAGCUACGCGAGAGUCCGCCUUUGUCCAUGCCAUUGCUUCAGCCGGCGUGGCCUUCGCUGUCACCCGCUCCUGUGCUGAGGGCACCUCCACCAUCUGCGGCUGCGACUCACACCACAAGGGACCCCCAGGCGAUGGCUGGAAAUGGGGGGGCUGCAGUGAGGAUGCUGACUUUGGCGUUCUGGUUUCCCGGGAGUUUGCAGAUGCCCGAGAGAACCGUCCGGAUGCCCGAUCAGCCAUGAACAGACACAAUAAUGAAGCAGGCAGAACGACGAUUCUGGAUCACAUGCACCUGAAGUGCAAGUGUCACGGCCUCUCAGGAAGUUGUGAGGUGAAGACCUGCUGGUGGGCACAGCCAGAUUUUCGGGCAAUUGGUGACUACCUGAAGGACAAGUACGAUAGCGCCUCUGAGAUGGUGGUGGAGAAGCACCGCGAGUCCCGGGGCUGGGUGGAAACCCUAAGGGCCAAGUAUGCCCUCUUCAAGCCCCCAACCGAGCGAGACCUGGUAUACUAUGAGAAUUCCCCCAAUUUCUGCGAGCCCAACCCCGAGACCGGCUCCUUUGGGACCAGGGACAGAACAUGCAACGUCACCUCCCACGGGAUCGACGGAUGCGCCUUGCUGUGCUGUGGGCGUGGCCACAACACCAGGAUGGAGAAGCGGAAAGAGAAGUGCCACUGCCUCUUCCACUGGUGCUGCUACGUGCGCUGCCAGGAAUGCCUCCGCGCCUACGACGUCCACACCUGCAAGUAAUCAACGGAGGGGGCGGUAGGCCAGAGCAGGGGGCCAGUGUCUCAUUGAGCCUGGGAGCAUCAUUCCUCACACAGCGGCUUCAUGCAUCACAGGAUGGCGCCGAAGACCACAAUGUACCCAAUAAGCUGUGCCGUGAUGUAUAUCGAGGCAGGCAUUCCCUUCAUGAAUACCACCACCAAACUGAGCAAGCUGGAGUCUAGCUCCUGUACGAGAGACUCCGCCAUGUGCUCUCCAAACCUCAUCAAUGUCUCCCAGGCGAGAACAAGGCAGCUCAAUGGCUUAGACAUUCCAUACCCAUUUUAGGUCACAUAGCUACUGAUUUUUCUCUAGUUCCACUCUGUUUGACAAGCGUCAACAUGGCAGGCAAUCUGUUCUGGCAAGGGAGGGGGACACAGGUCAGGACUGAGAUGUAUUGGAAGAGGUUUGUAACGGAUUCACAACUGGGAACACGUGGUGUGUCAGGUCGAGAUAGAAGUGCAUUGGCACAGCAGCUGUGCAGGGUUGGUUUAACUUUUAACACCGGGUUUAAGCAGAAAUGGAUUUAACAGUGAAACACAGGAAACUGUAGACUUCCUCCUUUCCCUGUCAAGGAACUCGUACCCUGCUGCCACUCUCAGAACCGAGCAUGGCCAGCAAUGGUUUCAUCACACCCACACCUUCCCCUGCAAGUCUCUAGCUCUCGCUUGAUCUGGUGGGUUCUCCAGCUAUUUCCCUUGCAGCUGCUUCUCCGGCUGGCCACUACCACAGCCCGAUGCCAUUCCUGUCUCCACUGCUAGUGUAUGCGAACACUGGCUGGCUUUCCCUUACCACACCCAGCCUCGCCGCUCCCUACUCGACUCCACCACUUGUAGGGAUGUUGCUAAUACUUCAAGUACCUGACUUGAAACAAAAUUCCUUGCUUUUUUAAUCAAGAAAAAAAGGUAUUUAAUAAAUAAAUAGCACAUUUAUUGCCUUGUAAUUAUUUUUUCUGUAGCCCAGUAUUCUAGCACUGACUGGAAAAUCCUUCCCAUCAACCUGCUGUAUCCAAAGUUUGUACAAAGUUGUAGAGGUUGUUGAUUUUUUAAAUUUUAUAUUCAGAAAAUUCUCUUUUUAUAAGCAUUAUUUAUUAUACAGUGUAUAUAUCUUUGAGUUAACUAAGAUUAUAUAUUAUAUAAAUAUAUACAUAUAUAUAUAUAUAUAUAUUUGGAGAUAAAUAUAUUUCAACCUGCUUUUUGUUGUUGUCCUGUUAAGACAUUAAAGAGAAAGUAAAUGAACUUAAACUGAU